CAGCCGCUGUUUCAGGUUGUGUGACAUUGUGGCAGAGCAGGACACCUCAGCACCAAAGUGACUUAGGUUAUAUGUCUGAACUUGGGGACUGAGGCGGCAGGUGAAACGGGGGGAGGGGUCGCAGGCUGAGAUGCGCCCGGUUUUACGCGGAGAGCAGCGCGGCGCCGUUCCCUGAGAGGUCUGUCCAGUCUCAUUGUCAGCUCCGUGGGUUUGCGUUGGCUCCAGUGUCUCACCCCGAAAGUGAAAUUUAGCCCGAUCGGCUGGAUCAGAGGACUGACGGUUCUCACAUCAAGACAGUUUCUUCACACCGACAGAUCCUGGAAGAAUGUGUUGAACUUAACGUGCCUUUACAAGUAGGCCUGCUCCGCCGGUGUCUGCUCCAUCUGCUCCUUCUUACGCCAAAGUGCCAAACUAAAAGUUUACAGGUGACUUUUCCUGCGCAUGAUGUACACAAUUACAAGAGGUCCCAGCAAACUGGUCACCCAGCGACGCACAGGGCCCACGCAGCAGCUGGACAACAAAAUAAACGACUUCAAGCACAAACAAACGUCCUGGAGUCUCCCUGACCUUCCUGCACCCAAGAUAGUGUUCAACCGCCUGAAUGGUAAAAAGUACCAUCACCCUGCUCCGGCUCUCCCCGCAGACAACCAUCGGGAAGAGACUUUCACCGCCGCACACAAGGAAAACGUCAAGUUCGUCUACGAAGCCUGGCAGGAGGUGGUGCAGCAGGAGCAGGGGCCCAGCCAGGGGCCAGAGGAAGCCCAGGCACCUGUCCACUAUAAAGAAACCACUCCCAGCCCACACAUGGACGACUUUGUGCCCAUUGACCUGGAUGAAUGGUGGGCCCAGCGUUUCCUAGCCAACAUAGACAAGCUGUCCUGACACUCCUGUGGGAUUUGUGGAUCUUGACAGACGGUCAGGAGGUGAGACCUGAAGCAGAAUGGCUCAC
Messenger RNA from Toxotes jaculatrix (banded archerfish), 949 nucleotides. Its product is annotated as MAPK regulated corepressor interacting protein 2-like. The record is from RefSeq and is a predicted model, not a curated record. The transcript is spliced from 5 exons. The coding region runs from base 442 to 882 and encodes 146 amino acids. NCBI's taxonomy places the organism in Eukaryota, Metazoa, Chordata, Actinopteri, Toxotidae.